Toxotes jaculatrix (banded archerfish) is the source of this 1933-nucleotide messenger RNA. RefSeq names its product glycosylated lysosomal membrane protein. The transcript is spliced from 7 exons. Gene Ontology annotation, cellular component: lysosome. The coding region runs from base 40 to 1236 and encodes 398 amino acids. NCBI's taxonomy places the organism in Eukaryota, Metazoa, Chordata, Actinopteri, Toxotidae. The record is from RefSeq and is a predicted model, not a curated record.
ACCUAGAUCAUGUGACUCCGCGGUUCGGUCACAACAAAGAUGGCGGCUCGGUGGAGCGGCGGGGUUCGCUGUGUGAUCUUUGUGUUUUCUGUCUUUACUUCGUGUCAGAGUUUGAUGAGCGGAGCAGAAACGAAGCAGAGGAAGUUGUCCACAGAGUUGAACCCCGGUUUGUCCACAGCGCCCCCGGGAGGCGACCUGCUGCAUGUGAGAGCCGUAGGAGACAAUGAUACGCUGCACUUCCUUUUCUGUAGCCUGGGGGCGCCGACGCUGCUGCUCGUCCACACCAACUCCUCUUCUUCUACUGUCAAGGUGAACUGGCCUCUGUUUCUGGCUCGUAACACCAGCGACAGCCUGAUGGUGGAGCCAGAGAGCAACAUCCUGUACAGCACCGCCGUUGUCUUCAGCAGGUUGUUUGAGUAUGACGACGUUAACGACACGGCUGAUCCGACCUCUGACCUUUUCCCUCCGUACGAGCUGCGGAACUUCACCUGGUCUCGUCUCAACCAAUCGGAUCCGAUCCCUCUUCUCUGUGGAUCCCCCACAAACUUCACCAACGGGUCGCUGUGCCUGCAGUUGUCGUUUUUUGACUCGGAGGGGCGUGAUCAGUUUUGGCCCCGCCUCAAGCACACAGCUGACUCCUCCCAACUGGGGGUGUGGCUUGAUGGUGUGUUGCCACGGGCAGCUCAUUCCAGGUUCUUAUUGGAGCUGCAGGCAGUAGGAGGGGCUUACCCUUGGAGCAGAUUGGAGGUCCAUCAAUCCAUCGAUGACGAGUACACGCCGUCAAUAUUCAAGGUGUCUCGGUGGAUUUCAUCGGCGAACGGCAGCUCUGAUGUUCUGGGUUUUGUGCAGUGGAAGCCAGUGGCGUACCGCCAGCCUCAUCCAGCUUUGGAGGAUGCCACGCCGUGCCGUCACUCCGAUCCCCGGGCUCAGAACGGCGAGGCGACCGCGGCAUCGUCUGGUCUGAUCCAAGGUUUUUUCUCACAACCGGAUGUGUUUGGAGUCAACGUGAGCUUUGGCCUCGCAGGAGAACCGUUCUACAACAGCACCAAGUUCCUCAGCUGGACGGUGUUGGUGGGCGUCGGCUCUCCUCCUGUUGACUCUUUCUCUCCGCUGGUUGUCACCAUCAUGGCGGUCGGUCUGGGAGCUCCCGUGCUCCUCCUGCUGCUGGGCGGGCUCUGGGUCUGCAUACGUAAGAGCGCGGCGGACUCGACGACAGCCUACGAGCCAAUCAACUGACGACUGGGUCCCAGCCAAUGAGACGACAGAGAUGGUACGGUCAACCAAUCGGGACCAAGGGUAUUUUAAGAUUUUUAAUUUUCUCUGCCUGUUCAGUUUCUACGUGUUGAAGCUUAUGUUUUGAUCAAAGUGAUAUUGAUAUUUAAUAUUGAUUAAUUUACACUGUUCAUCAGCUUUGACUCAAAGUCACUGAAUAUUUGAUUUAAUAUCUGCUGAUGGACAGAUGACAGCACUCUUCUGAAGACCCACCUCUUGCAGCCCAGUCAGCCAAUCAAGAGAGACUUCUGAGAGACAUAUUGAUUGGCAGGGCUGAAAUUAUGUUUUCAUUAUUGAUUAGUUGACUCAUUGAAGGUGUUUUGUGACAUUUUAAUCAUUAAAUUCAGGCGACAGAGAAACAGCUCACACAGAGUUUAAUUCUUAAAUCUGACCAACACCAGAGCUGCCGAGGGCCAAUCAGAGAGCUGGGAGCAUCUGCUCCUGAGCUGGAGGUCGACCUUGAGCUCCGAGCUCAGUGAGGACGCUCGUCUUAAAGUCCGCGUUUGGUUUUUGAAGGACAGGUGGACACGAGCUUUAAACUCACACUGAUGUUGUUUAACCUGCUUUACUCUCACAUCGAAAUCAGCUGUUUGACAUCCUGCACAAUCUGAACCUGUUUUAUACGAGUGGAUCAGAUCUGCUGAAACAUUUCGUUCCUGCU